AUGACAACGCCCCGAUUCGCUUCUUCGUGGCAAGUACGCGCCGAGGCCGGCGAGCCAUUCGCCGUGAUCCGCGUCCGCGACCUGCAGGGCACGCUCAAAGCCGGGACCGACGCAUGGGGCCGCCUGAACAAGGCGCAGCCCGUCAUUGUUUCGGCGGAGCUCUCAAUGGCGCAACCAUUUGACGGCGCCUCGGCGUCGGACACGGUCGGCGACGACACGGUGCACUACGGCCACCUCGCCAAGGCCCUCCUCGCCGGCCUGGACGCGGUGAACUCACUCGUCGAAAAGCGCGGUAGCCCCUUCAGCCUGUGGUUUGCGCUGUUGCACGUCUACGAGCACCUGGCGGGGUACCGUCUGGACCACAGCGAGCGGACGCCCGAGGACGUUGUCCGCACGAACCAGGGCGGGACCCUGCGGGCCCAGCUGGAGAGGGUAAGGUUCAUGGACAUCACGCUCACGCUGCCCAAGGGAUCGCUUCUGGGCGACGGCGUGAGCAUCUCGCGGGCCAUGGUCUUUGAGGCCGCGAAGCCGGUGGUCUGGAGCGAGACACUUAGGAUUCACGGACUGCGGGUGCCGACGCUCAUCGGCGUCAACCCCAACGAGAGGAAGGCGAAGCAGGUCGUCAAGACCGACGUGGAGAUUGAAGGGUACAGGAGCAACGCCGUGGGGGAAGACGACAUAUAUGUCGCCCUUGAGUCCGCUGUCGUCAAGACGCUUGAAGAGUCGUCCUUCGAGACCCUCGAAGCUCUCGGGCCCGCCAUCACUAGCAGCAUCAGGCGAGACCUCGCAACCUCUGGCGAGUCCUUUGGCCUUCCCGGCUGGGUGAUCAAGGUUGUCAUGGAGAAGCCGACGGCCAUCACCAUGGCCGCAGCCUCGCGCGUCGAGUACAGAGAACUCCCGGGAGCAAAACCUUAG
Messenger RNA from Colletotrichum spaethianum, 915 nucleotides. RefSeq lists its product as uncharacterized. Gene Ontology annotation, biological process: folic acid-containing compound metabolic process. The coding region runs from base 1 to 915 and encodes 304 amino acids. Gene Ontology annotation, molecular function: dihydroneopterin aldolase activity. NCBI's taxonomy places the organism in Eukaryota, Fungi, Ascomycota, Sordariomycetes, Glomerellales, Glomerellaceae. The record is from RefSeq and is a predicted model, not a curated record. The transcript has 2 exons.